Molecule: messenger RNA, 6097 nt
Organism: Melospiza melodia melodia
Lineage: Eukaryota; Metazoa; Chordata; Aves; Passeriformes; Passerellidae
Gene: RASA2
Product: RAS p21 protein activator 2
Exons: 19
Coding region: 1962-3761 (599 amino acids)
Biological process (GO): regulation of GTPase activity; negative regulation of Ras protein signal transduction; intracellular signal transduction
Molecular function (GO): phospholipid binding; GTPase activator activity
Source: RefSeq, a predicted model, not a curated record
UAACAUUUUAAUAUAAAAUGAAUAAGUCUAAAAAUGCUGUGAUGUUGAAUUAGAAAAGAAAGUCACAGGUUUUAAGCAAAAUCUUUAAAUCACAAAAAAAUCUUCCAGUGCUCUCAUGCGUACAUCACAUCUCCAUGGAGACUGUUCUCUCCCUUCCCUGCCAUAUGCUCCAGACUGGGAUGGUGUUUGGUCUGUCUGAAUUGUUUGCACUAGUCAAGAGCCACUUAUGACUCAGUUCUUUCUUUUUUUUCUGUUUUGUAUUGGAUUUCUGCACUGUACUUCUGUUAAUUUAUGUGAAAUUCCUGUAUGUCCUGAUGCAGCCAGUUGCUCCCUCACCUUCCUCUCUUCUCUGUUUUUCCUAUGUGGGUUUCUUUGCAGCAGAUGUGUAGUAACUGGGAGGAGAUGAGGGAGGAGAGGUUCUGGAACACCUUCUGGAUAUUGCCUUCAAUGUCCAGACAGUUCAAAUGUCUCCUUGUUUGGGACCAGUAAUCCUCAAUAACUGCUGGGUUUUUUCGUUUAAGAAAAAUCCCCCAUCCCACAUAUUCACUAUGGGCAAGUCCCUGCCCAGUAAGGCAGAUAAGUUUCAGUUGCUUCUUUUUUGCCACAUCAGACCCUUUCCUUUCUCCUGUGCUGAGGAAUUGCCCUUGUGAGCACAGUGCCAGGAUGGGUUGUACCAGACUUGCUUGGCUUAAAGACUGGAAGGAUUGGCCCUGAGUAAGCUCUACAUGGAGCACUUUUUUUUCUCCUUGGUAAUAAACAAUCACAUUUUUUAGGUUUGGCUUGGGGGGGGGGGGGUUUGUUUUGUUUGUUUGUUUGGGUUUUUUCUAAGGGGACUAGGGAGGCUCAUCCAGUAUACUUAGGCAUCAUGGGGCCAAGUGGCAAAGAAGGUAAAUUGACAUCCAUUUUCUGUUUGAGUCCUAUGUAUGGAUGAAGUGGGAGAAUGUUGGUCCCACAAAAGAGUUAUCCUGUUAGUAUGGGAAUGUAUGUGCAAAUCUGACAGGAAUUCCUGGUUGAGAUUUUCCAAUCUUAUGCAUGUGUGACUCAUGUACUAUGACUGGAAUAUUUAUAUGUCCAGUGCCUGAAAAUAGGUAGUUUAUACUUAGGGCAGUUUUUCUUCUCCCUCGUCUUUCUCACGUAUUUUAUAUUUCUUUCUUUUGGAAAGCCAUUUUAUACUACCACAGCCCUUUGCUAAAUAAAUAAAUAAACAAAACUUUAUUCCUUUGUAAAACUUGUGGGUUGGUUUUGGUUUUGGUUGUUUUUAAUUUUACAAGGAAGUGGGGGCAGUUGUUUUGUUUGACCCUGUGCUGCUUCAUAUCUAACAUGAGCAGCAGUUGUUUUUAAAGAAGACCUUCAGUGUCUUGGGUGUAAGCCCCUUUCUGUAAAGGAGUAGUGGAUAUUUCACCAGCAAAAGAGGGUGGGAAAAACAGAAACUGCAGCUGAACAAGACAAGGAAAAGUGUGCUCAUUACCUUCAGGCAGUGGUAAAGAAAUUUAAAUUUUAAAUACAUUCGAAAUUGUUCAUGUAUUUUAAUUAAUAUAUGUAAGUUUUGCCUGUUUGUGAAAUUAAAUACAGCGUUUGAGUUGGAUAGAUGCAUGGCUAGCUAGAUACAGCAUUUAAAAUUUUAGUUCUUUAAUCUGUAUUGUGAAGAUGAACUAAUUUCAUGUUAAGAUUUUCCUCAUUGAUCAAAGUGAAUUGUAGAAUAACAAAAAAUGUUUUAACUUAAAUGCAUGGGUCCUUCUUGACAAUAGAAUGUCUUUAUAAUUGUGUGUUUAAGUUGUCUAUGGUAAAAAUUUUACCACAUUGGAACAGGAAUGACCAAAAGAAGACCAAAGUUAAGAAGAAAACAAGCAAUCCGCAGUUUAAUGAAACAUUUUAUUUUGAGGUAACCAGGUCCAGCAGUUACACCAAAAAGUCCCAGUUUCAGGUGGAAGAAGAAGAUAUUGAGAAACUAGAAGUCAGAAAUGUCAGAGAGGGUUGACCUAUGGAAUAAUGGCAAUCUGGUACAAGACAUCUUUCUAGGAGAAAUUAAGGUUCCUGUGAAGGUGUUAAGAAAUGAUUCCUUUCAAGCAUGGUACUUACUUCAGCCAAGAGAAAAUGGAAACAAGUCUUCUAAAACUGAUGAUUUGGGAUCACUUAGGUUAAAUAUCUGUUACACUGAAGACUGUGUACUUCCAUCUGAGUACUACAGUUCUCUAAGGAACUUGCUGCUAAAAUCUUCAGAUGUUCAGCCCAUUUCUGCAUCUGCUGCCUACAUUCUGAGCGAGGUGUGUCGAGACAAGUGCGAUGCUGUGCUGCCCCUGGUACGGCUGCUGCUGCACCACCAUAAGCUGGUUCCCUUUGUUGCAGCAGUGGCAGAACUGGAUCUGAGGGACACCCAAGAAGCAAACACAAUCUUCAGAGGCAACUCAUUAGCAACUCGGUGUGUGGAUGAAAUGAUGAAAAUAGUGGGGAAGCACUACCUAAAGGUCACUUUGAAACCUGUUAUUGAUGAGAUAUGUGAGUCACCUAAACCCUGUGAAAUAGAUCCCAUCAAAUUAAGAGAGGGGGAUAACGUGGAAAUUAAUAUGGAAAAUCUCCGCUAUUACGUGGACAAAGUGUUCCGUGAAAUCGUGCGGUCGAGUAUAAGUUGUCCUACACUAAUGUGUGAUGUGUUUUAUUCUUUGAGGCAUCUGGCUGCCAAAAGAUUUCCAAAUGACCCUCAUGUACAGUAUUCUGCAGUGAGCAGCUUUGUGUUUCUUCGUUUCUUUGCUGUAGCCGUAGUCUCACCUCAUACUUUUCAUUUACGACCUCACCAUCCAGAUGCACAGACUUCUAGAACAUUAACUCUUAUAUCAAAAGCCAUCCAGACUUUGGGGAGCUGGGGAAGUUUGACCAAAAGCAAACUUUCAAGUUUCAAGGAGACAUUCAUGUGUGAAUUUUUCAAAACAUUUCAAGAAGAACAAUUUACUGAAUCUGUUAAAAAGUUCCUGGAUGAUGUUUCCUCUACUGAGAGUAAAGAGCCCAGUGGUGUGAGCGAGCCAGUACAUCUAAAAGAAGGAGAAAUGUACAAAAGAGCUCAGGGAAGGACUCGGAUUGGUAAAAAGAAUUUCAAGAAGCGAUGGUUCUGUCUAACAAGUAGAGAAUUCACAUACCACAAACAGCAGGAUAAAGAACCAAUUUUCACUAUUCCAAUCAAAAACAUCCUUGCAGUGGAGAAACUUGAUGAGAACUCCUUCAACAAGAAAAAUAUGUUUCAAGUACUCCAUGGAGAAAAGCCACUCUAUAUCCAAGCAAAUAACUGUGUAGAAGCCAGCGAGUGGAUAGAGGCUCUGUGCCGGGUAACCAGGUGCAACCAGAGGAGGCUGAGCUUUUACCACCCCUCUGCUUUCCUGAACGGGAGCUGGCUGUGCUGCAAGGCCACGGCCGAGAGCACCGAGGGCUGCGCGCGCUGCACCGCAGAUGUUCCUGCUGAUACUCAAAUUGAGAUUGAUGGAGACAGAGAGACGGAAAGAAUUUACUCCCUUUUCACUAUCAACAGGUCUAAAUUACAGAAGUUGGAAGAGGCUUGUGGAAGUAUAGCAGUCUAUCAAGGUCCUCGGAAAGAACCAGAUGAUUAUUCUAACUUCACCAUAGAAGAUUCUGUAGCCACUUUUCAUACACUUCAGCAGAUAAUAGAUAUAAUAGAAAAGCUGGAUGAAUCACAUGAAAAAUACCAGAAGAAGAGAUCAUCUAGUGCCAAAUAUGGUAGUGAAGAAAAUCCAAUUGUUGGAAAAGUUUCCUAACAAAAACCAACUGGCCCACUUGGAUGAAAAAAGAAACUGGAAAUGUUCUAGUGUUUUGGGUUUUUGUUUGUUUUUUUUUAAUUCAUUAUAUGAAUUUUUGCAAAAUAUUUAAGAAUGAACAUAAAUGCUAGUUGUGUUGACAAUCUAUUUAAUAUUUAAGAGAAAAAUACGUUCUUGGAAAUCUGGUUUUUAAGGUUUAUUCUCAUUUUGCUGAAGAACUUGAAGUUCCAGGUUCUUGAAAUAACAGAUGUGAAUAAAUCUAAAGGUUGUUUUGCCAUUGUUUUCUUAUUGGGAAGAACUUUGUAAAGAAAUAAGCUUUUUCAUGGAAGAAAAUCCACACUGCAUUUGUUGGUUGGAUUACAUCUCAGUACAUACACUGCAAACUUGCAUGAGUUUACCAUGAGUGCCUGCCCUGCUGAUACGGAUCUCGAAAUAGAAAUCCCAAGAUCUUAUGAUGUGGAAAAGAUCUGAAGCUUUACACUCAAUACAUUUGACUUUUUUUUUCCUUGUAUUAGGUGUUGUCAGGACUUGAUUUAUCUACAGUUGAAGUUCUACAGAACCAUGCAGUAUGCUGCAAAUAAUCUGGACAGCAAAUACCAGUGUUAGUUGAGUUAUUAAGUACUAAAGAAGAAAUCAGGGAACUUACGUUGUACCUCUUGUUUACAUUUGGAGUGAGUAAUAUAUGGAGUGACAUUAGACCACUGUCUAUUUUCUUUAGCAGUUUUUAAGGUACAUAUUUUUACUUAAUCUGAAAAGAAAUGCAGGGUAGUAACAUUCUUGUUAAAUAGGUUUGCCUUCAGAUAGAAAAAUUGAAGUGUGAACAGAUUGUGGUUAAGUACUGAUCAAUUAACAUCAUCCCAUGUAUGAUUUAACUUCUUUUUAUAAAAAGUAAUAACUACGUCCAGCUCAACUUUUGACUACAAAUCUAAUAAAUAAUCUCUAUUAUAAUCACUCAAAGCACUUUAGAUAUCUGGACUAUCCCAGAUUAUUUUUAGAUACUUUGUAGUAUCUGCUUGUUAUGAUCAGUUGAAUGAUCAACAUUGUUUUGUCUUUAAACAAUGCUUCAGUGAAUAUUUUUGUAUCUUUAGUUACAUAGAUUCGUAUUUGCCACUUAACACAAUUUUAAACUGGCAUUCCUGACUUCAGUAAGAUUAAUUUUUGCUCACUUUGUCUGAGAAGUUAGUUUUCUGCUGAGAAAAAGUAUAUGUAUAUAACCAGGAAGAAGCAAAGGUAUUACUGUGGCAACUUUGCUUCAUCAGUAUUAAAUACAAUGGUACUCCUUGGAAUAUUAUUUUUAAUAAAAGUUGUAUGUGGUACUUUUAUUUUUUAAAGCAUUUUCUGUGGGGUCUUUUGUUGUUUUGUGGGGUAUUUUUUAGGUUUUGUUUUGUUUUUCCAAUCACAAUUUGGCCAAAUUAAUUAGGAAUGUAACUUAGACUAGAAAUACACAAUGCUUGAAACAGUAAGGUGUUGGAAUUACCACACAUUUAUUAUACUGUUGGAAGAAGGCUUUCUAUAAUGGAAGCAAGGUGGUAAGACAGGAUUGAAAUUUCUUUGGAAUGAAUGUAACUUGUUAAAAUGACUUCAUUUUAAUACCAAGAUAUUUUGGAAUAUCUGAGAUUCAGUACUAGGACCUGCAACAUCACAAUCAUUUAAUCACCUCAGCUGGUUUUGCCUUUUCCUUUUUUUACACAUUUAUUGUGUUCAGCAGGACUUUUAUUUGCCAACAGUUAAAAGUGAGGGAGAAUACAGCAAUGCAAAUAGAUGUGUUUUGCCAAGGUAAAGAUAAAUUGCCAUUAAUCAAAAACUGCCAUUAAACAAAGUUGAAUGUGGUUGAGGGUCAGAAUUAUGGUUUGUUGUAUAUGAAUUAACCCAGUGGCAAACCCUCUUCCUUGGAGCCGUUUUCUGUUGUUUUCAAAUUAAAAUUUAUGAAAAAUUGAGUAGUAUACUCUUGCAAUGUUGGGGUUUUAUAAUAUGCACUUUUUUUUUUUUUGCUUUGGUACUGGAAUAUUGAGGAAAAAAAACCCAGAAGUCCAUUGAAUAUUUGUGACCAUUAAGAUUUGAUUUAUCAUUUUAUAAUGUUUUAAAGUACAGUAGAUGUUCUAGAAUUUAAUUAGGUACAAGUAGAAUAAUUAAUAAUAAAAGUUGCAUUCAUUUUGAUUAGUGUAGAAAAGUGAUGUUAUUCAGUAAUUAGUUCUGUUAGGAUUGUAAAAGUUUUAAUGUUAUUAUGAUGUAUUGUUGAAUGUAUUUUUAUUUAAAUUUUAUUUUCUUAUCAAGACAUUAAAAUGUUUUGUAACAUUGCUUGAGAAUAACUCAGAAAUAAAUUACAACAAACCUGA